Molecule: messenger RNA, 5618 nt
Organism: Contarinia nasturtii (swede midge)
Lineage: Eukaryota; Metazoa; Arthropoda; Insecta; Diptera; Cecidomyiidae
Exons: 8
Coding region: 1249-3696 (815 amino acids)
Source: RefSeq, a predicted model, not a curated record
CAGAUAUCAUUGUUCUCUCUUUUAAUAUAGGAAAAGCGUUUGCAUACGAGAAUCGAGAAUAUAAUUUUUUUUGUGAUAUCGAACCGCCGUUUCAUGUGUUGUGUUUUUUUUUUGGUUCAUUCAUUCUCUCUUUCGAACUACAUACACAUUGAAUUGAGAGCGUUGUGUUUGUGGCCAUUCUGUUUCAUCUCUUCUCGUUGGUUUUGUCGUCAAUUUUCGUCGCUGUAAUCGUUGUUGCCAUUUCUAUUGUGUUAUUGUGUUCACGUUUUUUUGUUCGCAUUCAUUUUACGUUAUUUUCAUGCCAAAAAUUUAAUUCGCAUUUAUUUGGUUGGUGGCGAUAAUUUUAUUGCUAAUUUUAAAUUAAAAAAAGUGACACCGCGUUUUCUAAAGUGCAUUAAUAUUGAAUCAAAUUGGUGUGAGUGAGUGUUGUCGCUUGCAUUAUUUUAGACAUUUUGGUUUGUCAUUUUAUUAUCGCGACAAAUUCGUUAAAACAAUGCACCAAAAGUAAACAGAAGCAAAGAAAUCAAACAAUAAAAAACAACAACAACAACAACAUUGAGCAACAAAUAAACAGAAACACGCAUUUAUUUCUUAAGACGCAUGAUGCUUUUGUGUCCAUAGUGUCGUUUGAUUCGGUUUUUUUUAUUUCGUAUUGAUCAACGCGCCACCGUCAUCCGUUUUGACGUGUGAAACGAUGAUUUUUCUUUUUCUUCGAAAUGUGCAAUGAAAUGCAUCAAUUCCAUUCGCUGUUCGAACAUUAUGGAAAAUCACCAUGUUUGCUUUUUUUAUUUGUGCACACAAUGUACUAUUUGAAGUGAAUCGUUAUUCACACGUUUUAUUUGUUUGGUGAGCCAAAGCUAUGAAUCAAUUAAUCAAUUUCCAUUGUCGAAUAAUAACUUUUACGAUAAUCAACGGCGAAUAAUAAGAGUAGGAUGGUAAAAUGUGUGUAUAACAUUUUUGGUACUGAAUGUAUCAAACAAAUGAAUCAUUCGCAUCAAGUGUCGUCAGUUAAAGUUUACAUUUUCACAUCUAAAACUAAGCAAUCGAAAAACAAAUAGAUAUAACCAAAAGAAUUAUCGAGAGGUUGGGACUGUAAACGAACACACACACACACACAUACACAAAACAACAAACUUUUUCCUUACAAGUUGAAUCUGUUGAUUUGUUUCAAACGACAAAGACGACGACAACAACAAAAACAUUAUCAAUUGUGCGCAGCACAACGGUACAAAACAGCAACCAGCCAAAAUGACAGAUAACAGUGAUACCGACGCCGAUAAGGCGCAACGAAAAGAUGUGAGUCAAUACGCUGCAGAGAUAAAUCAGCUGAAAAAAGCGCUGGUGGAAAAUAAUUCACAGUUGAUCGCAAUGGAAGCGGCGUGUCUACGAGAAACUGAUCGACAUGUCGAAUUGGAAGACAGUUUAAUUGCAUGGCAAGAUAAAUACGAGAGGUUACAUGAAUCGCACAAGCGUGUACAAAAAGUCAAUCAGAGUUUGGAGGAUAAACUUUUAAAGCUAGUCGAUCGAAAUACAAGCGAACGUGCCCAACUGAAUAGUGAUGUAGCAACACUAAGCGUACGACUCGCACAAGCAAAUUAUAAUAUAGGCACGCUACAACGUGAAAUUGAACGCUAUAAGACUGAUAUGAGUCUUGCCAUACAACUUCUUCAAUGCAAACCAGAAAACUUUGUAUCACAAAAAGUGACAUCGCUACCGCACGACAUGCAAACCAAAUUAUCACAAUAUAUUCGAGUGGAUACGAAUUCACAUUCGGAUUCAGAGGGCAGCACAAGUGGCAUUGGAACGGCUACCGAUAAUGCAUAUCACAUUCUCCCGGCAUCAGAUAGUCCAGUAUCGUCUUGUCCAUUUUCUUCAUCAACCACAACAUCAUUAGUAUAUGGAAAUGGAGUAUCCUCAGCUAAGAAUUCGAAUGCAACAAACAAUGGCGAUGACCAAAUGAUUUCACCAAUUGGUAUCGCCAAAUAUUUGGAGGAUAAAUUGAAAGCGGCCAAUGUAAAGCAUUGCGAAACGUGUCUAUGUGCAAAUCGUGAUUUGCGCGUGCUAGCAGAUAUUGAUCAAACAUACAAUGUUGGAACGCAAACAAUAUUGCAGGGUGAUGUCAAUUUUGCAUUGUGUUUACGAUGCAAUAGCAAUUUAAAUUCACCAUCGAGUACGAAUAGUCCGUUUAUUUUGAAACUCGUUAAAUCCUGUGAUUCUAUAGUAUCGGAUGCAAAAAGUAGCAUAUCAUGUGCCGGCUCUAAUGAAAAAUUACUGGGAAAAAAGGAUGAUUUAAUGGUGAAUCCAAUAUUGGGCCACACCCCAAUUAGCGAACGAACGGUUAAAAAGCAUACAACACCAAAUCGAUCGAUGCAGGAAAAUCUAUCAUCGUUAUCGUCACAAUCGUGUUCAAAACCAUGUGCAAAUAAUAUCAGCCACGAUAGUAGCCAACCAAAACAGCAUACAACAACCGUUUCAAAUGACGAAUUGCCACGAGCAAAAGAUUCAAAUCGUUCGCAUCGCCAAAGUGAAAGAGCCAGCAGUUCAAGCAGCCUAUCAAAUCGUAGUUCGGCUGCUUUGGAUGGAUCGAAAUUGUUCGAAAGUUUUAAUAGGAAUCUUAUCAAAUCUAUAAAGGCUGAAAAACCAAAUUUGUCGGGUCCGCGUCUGUGUGCUCUACGUAUUCCAAAUGGAAGCGGUAGUAUUCUCAUUGAUAAUAUUGAAUCGGAUUCAACGCCCGUCAUUUAUACGCGUCGAAGUCGAUUUCUGGAUGAAGAACUGGAUGAAUCCAAGGAUAUUAUCACAACCAGUCAGUAUCCGUCGAUCAAUGGAAACACUGACCAACAACAAAGAACUUAUCAUAAAAUUUCGAUGCUAAUGAGCGAUGGUGUUAUCACAGCAAAUUCACAUGAAUCAAAAUCCGAAUCAUAUAAAGCCAAUCACAAAAUGCAUGACACACAAGAUGUCGACUCAAUUGAUGUUGCUCAAAAUUACGAUGAAUGUAAUCAAGAAAAUGAAUGUGAUCAGCCAAAUCAAAAAUACUGUACGAACACAACGCACAUAACGAAUGAUACAAUCGGAUUAGAGAGAAAUUAUAAUGGUUUGUCCAUCAACGAUCAUGAUAUAAGUGAAAAUAUUGCAUUCGGUGAAUCAUUGCAAGAUGAUAACCAAUAUCAAUUGAACAAUGGCACCAAUUUAAAAAACGAAAUGGAAUCAACAAAUGAUAAGCAACAAAGCCAAUUUAUGCAUAUGCAUCAAUUUCGAUCGACGCAUCCUCUAUCAUUGGAUGAAACAUCGUUGUUGCGACGCCAACAAUUGAGCCGCGUUGCCGAAUGGGUACAAAAUAAUAAUCAUGAAGCAUGCCACCCAGACGCUGACUACAAACAAGUUUUAAAGUUAAAUAACAACAGUGAUGAAAUUAGCAAUCGUUCUAUAGAUAGGAAUUCAAAGUCAUUAUCAAUGAUCAACUGCAAUAGUUUGGCAAUCAGUGAUUCCGAAGCCGCUCAAAAAACCAUUGAUUACAGCCAGAUGAAUAAUAAUGUGAAUAAAUCGCAACUAGGCAGCACAAACCAACAAGUCGAUUUAGCUCAAAUGGAAUAUAAUGUUAAGCAGUUUUUAUUAAAACAAAAUGAAUGGUCGCCCAAAGAACCACCGCCUCCAUCACCUCCAUCGUUGUCAUCGGUUUCUCAUUCUUAUUGUUGAAAAACCAAAAUAUCAUUGCAAAACUUGUAAGCACUCACGGCGAAUUUCAGCGCGUCGCAUUUUAUAUGAUCGAAUGUUUAGAUUGAACGGAGUUUGAAACGAAACGCGUAUUUCAAUGAAUACGAAACAAUGGUUUUCAUUUUUAGAUAUAACAAACAAACAAACAAAAACGGCAACCACAUCCCAGUGGAAAUAAGCCCAGUUUAAUCUAAGUGACAAUUUUUAUGGAAGAAACCGUACAUAUGAUGUAAAUAAUCCUCUUUGAAAACAAAACUAAUAUCAACAAAUGUACGUGAUGUGGACUUAAAUUAUUGCGAAUAGAUAGAUACACACAUUAUCAAGCGUUUCAUUUCCACAGACGCACACUUGCAGAGAUUCACAACGCAUAUAUACGCAUAUGUUUGUCACACGACUCAUAUAUAUUCUUGAUGAUGCAAACAAAGAGUACAAUAAUAACACAACAUUGCCAUUUGUCCAUAUUGCAAUUGAAAUUAAUAAUGUUUGACAAUGGCAAACGAAAAUGAUAUUAACAUGAGAAAUUCUUAAUGGAUUUCGAUUUAAAAGAAAAAUGAAGAAGAUGAUAAACAUACAUAAAAAAAACCAAAUCAUAGUAGGAGCUUAGAAAAAAACAUCGAUUGUUUAUCUCAUAAAGGUUUAUAUAAGAAAACAAAGCAAACAGACAAACAAAAAUCACUAUACACCUAUAUAAUUACGUAUCUUCCUCUCCUCCACAAAUUAUUAUUAUUCUUAUUAUGUAUUAUUACUAUUAUAUGUUUGAGAGGGCUUUAUAGCAUUCAUGCAUCAUAUAUUGCUUGAUUGAAAGACCGUAUUAUAUUUGCUUUUGCAUAUAACUUGAUCAGGCUGAUUAAUAUUUGCCAAUAUUUUACAAAAAAAAAACGUAUACAAAACUUUUGCGAAAUUAUCGACAAGAAAUGAAGAAUAAGAAGAAGAAGGAGACAAAACAAUAUAUAGUAAAGAAACAUUUGACUUAAAAAAACAUUUGCUGAAAAAAUCGAUCUAUUUAGUUGCGUAGGUGCUAGAGACUUUUAGUUAUUAACUCAAUUAGAUUCUAUAUUUAUUUAUGUAAAAACAAUGAACAGAAGAACUUCACGAACAUUUUUCACGACAAAAUCCGUUGACGUUGAAUCUUCUAAUCCAGCUAUGCUUUGCAUGUAUUGGAACCAAACCGAACAAAAAAAAAUCAAAUCAAAAGCAAAAACCAGAGCAUUUUGUAGUGUUUAUUCGGUAAAAUUUGUUUGAUUAAAAUCACGAAAGUGCAACCCAAUAUAUAUAUGUAUAGAUAUAUUUGAGAAAAAAAAAACUUAUUUAUUUUGUGAUAAGAGAACGUUCAAGUGAUUUUCGAUUUAAAUUUUGUUUACCCUUAUCUCUUUAUUCUAAUCAUAUUUCGGUACUUCAACUUCGCAAACUGAACCACUUUAGAUCUCACCACUCUUUUCACAUUUCCGGCGAGAAAAUAUUUUUUCUUCAAAAAUAUUAAUAAAUCAAAACCAAUAGCAAUCAUUUUGAAUGGUAAUUAUAGCAUGAAAAAUGUAUCACUUUAAUAUCAAUGGAUUUUCAUCAUAAUCAUUUCAUUUAUAUUUUGAAUUUCAUCUUUUAAAUAUUUCAACAACAAAAGAAAACGAGCACUUUUUUUACCGGAGAUGUUAGAAGGGCGGAAGUGUUAUAAAGAGAUAUCUAUAAACUGAAGCACUGAAGAAUUAACGAAAAUAUCGUUUCGAAUUGAAUCGUAUCGAAUUGAAUCGAAGCGAAUGAGAGAAUGAUAUAUAAAAAUAAUAUAAAAUGGAAAGUGCUUUCUUUGAAUGUCAAUACCUUGCAUCAGAACCAAUAAUAUAAGGAAAAAUUGUGUAAAUUCCUUUAUUGUUUUUCUUCAAUGAAUCAAAUAAAAUGUAUAAUCCCAACAA